Molecule: messenger RNA, 2858 nt
Organism: Corylus avellana
Lineage: Eukaryota; Viridiplantae; Streptophyta; Magnoliopsida; Fagales; Betulaceae
Source: RefSeq, a predicted model, not a curated record
AUUAACGAAAAAUGAAAGAAUAAAAACCCGCGAAAGAGACUAACUGAAAACGAGAAUCAGUUCAUUAGUAAAUUACCUAUUUAACCCCACCACGGCAUCCAUGAUCCACCCAUUCUUUUAAAAAUCGAAGUCCCUGCGAUUCCCUCCAAGAAAAUGGACCCAGAAACUUCUUCUUCCUCUGCUUCGCCAUCCCCUGCACCCUCGCCAUCCACCGAUCCCCUACCGUUCGAUGUGUCUACUUCGACGGCCCAAGAAUGCCUUAUUGCCCUCGGGAUUCUCUGCAGUGAGGAUCACAGCACCGAAGCCGUGGAGGCCAUCCUUUCCCACCACCCGGAGAUUAUGCUCAGCAUCCAAAGCCUCAUCCACUACAAAACGGCGUUGCUCUGCGACUCUACCACCCGCAGACUCGAAUGCCUCAACGACGCCGUCGAGUCCUCAUGCCAAGCUAUAGCGCUGUCCCCGAACACCAUCUCCUUCGCACUCUUCCACGCCAUCUUGCUCUUCCAACUCGCCCGAAACGACCCCGGUUUGUACGAAGCCGUGGUCCAAGAAUGCGAUCACGCGUUGCUGAUCGAGAACCCGACGGAGCCAGGGUACGAAGUCCCGGUCCAGGCUUUGCGGCUCAAGAAGAUGAGGGAGGUUAUCGUGGACCUGACAGAGAAAUCCAAGUGCCAGAUCAUCGUUCUUGGAGGCGGGAACAGGAGGGACAAGUGGAAACGGCUUGUAGAGGAUAAUUCCCUGGCGGAGGUAAAGGCUGAGUUCGAGGCUGCCCUACGGAGAAAGAGGAGGAUCCCAGGGCGGAGGGCGCCUCCGGAUUUCGAGUCACCCUCGCCGGACGAUCGGUUGACAAAGAAAAAGAUGAUCAAGAAACACAAGAAAGUUGAGUCCAACGACGUCGCUACCAUCAGUCGAGUCAGGGCGUUCUGGAACGACAAGAUGAGUGUGAAAGAAAAGAGGAAGUUGUUGAGAAUCGGAAUCGAAGAUCUCAAAGUGUAUUUGGAUAAGAACAAGUUUGGAAUGGCAAAGGAAGUUUUGACGGAAGCGAUUGAUUAUGCUAAGGCAGAGAAUAUAUGGAGUUUUUGGGCGUGCUCUUACUGCAGAGAGAGGGUUAUUGAUUCAGAUAUGGACAAGCAUCUUAUGGGUCAUUUAGGUACUGUAUCCAUAUCAGAGACUUCUCUAUCGCUUUUGCCGGAUGGAGCUCCCAAAUUGGUGGUUGAUAUGGUCGAAAAAGGCGUUUGGAAGCCCGUGGAAUCGAUUUCCGCCACCACUGCUACUGCAGAUUGGCCCCAUGUUGAAGACAGUGAGCGGGCAGAAAUCAUAAAGAGAAUUCAUGCGAAACUGCAAUUGUUUACGGGUAGAAAAUGUCUUACUUGGAGGCAUCUCAAUGCACUGCAGAACUUGAUAAUCGAAUUGCUGCAAAAAAACCAUAAUAUUCCUAAAUUGGUGAUUAUGGAUCUUUGGCUUCACCACACGCUCCAAUUGAUAUGCUCUUUGGAAGCUCCGGAGCUCAAUCUUGUUCUUCAGUUGUUGGAAGAUCUGGCAAAUGCUUGCGCUUUGCAUUGUCUUGGUGAUAUCAUUUCAGAGGAAGACGUUAGAGGCAAUAACUGGUUUUGGGGCAACGCUCGAGAGAGCCUUUUUUUCAGCAGCGACUUAUCAGCUCUCCUUUUCGAUGACCGGUUGUUGCGAGGACAGACUGUUGAGCCGGCCAAUGGAACUGCAGUGUUAACUUCAAUUCCUGAACAUUGUGUUGCUGAUUAUGAUUGUGAUAGUGAUGCUUUUGUUUCUUGGCUAUGGACGGAAGGUCCUACAAUUGGGGAGCAAAUAAGGGCGUGGGUAAGUCUGAGAGAAGCUAGCCCAACUCAGGGAAUGGAGUUGUACAAGAUUGUUGAAGAUGAAUCUCGCCGUUUGAACCGAAUGUGUGAAAGAAAAGGCGAGUAUUUGAGAUAUGAGAAACCGUUGGAGAAUGUUGAGAAAACAAUUUCAAGCUUAUGUGUUGAUGAAAAUAGCAAAAGGGAACAAAUUUCACAAGGUUAUGUAUCCCUCUUGUUCAAACGGUGGAAAGAGCUGGAGAAUGAGAGUGAGGAUGAUGAGGGUGCUGCUGAGUUGGAUAUCAUAUGGAGUAUUAUGAAGGAAUCAGAAGCAGAUUUUGAAAUUCAAAUGGCAAUCCAGAGGCAGAAAAAUCGUCUGGCUCAAGAGCUUUACCAACUUGAUGCUAUAAUCGCGGCGACUCUUUCUGCAUUGGAGCAGACGGGGCUGCAAGCUGGGAUGGUAACUAUGUUUGACUACCGAUUUGCCUUGGUGCCCCAGUUGAAGUCAUUCAUGAAGGCGCGGCUGGAGGAUCUGGCCUACAAAGAUGCUGCAGAAAAAUCUAAUGCGGCAGCAAAAGCUUUGUUAGCAGAGCUUCCUGAUGACAAGAACACUAACAAAGGAAAAUCAAAGAAUAAAAAGAAGAAAAAGGAUCACAUAAAGGCCAAGGAUUCUGAGGCAGCUGGUGGUAGUGAGGAGCAGCAUCCAACCAGUGUGCCUGUUGUCUCCCCUGAACCCUAUGAAGAUAUUGGUUCAAGUGAGCAGCAGCAUCCCACCAAUGUGCCUGUUGUCUCCCCUGAUGGGAAUGAAGAUUUUGGUUCAAGUGGGCAGCAGCAUCCCACCAGUGUGCCUAUUGUCUUCCCUGAACCCAAUGAAGAUGUUGGUUCAAGUCAAUCCGGACCAGCCCCAUUGCCUGUCAGCAGCAUACAAUUUGGUAAUCUUAACUGGACUAAUGUUUGUCAAUCUAAGAGCUUCAAAAAGUGAACUUGAAUAACAAGACUAGCAUAUAUACAUGUAUACGAUUUUACUUCUCAUUUGUAUAAUAAAAAGUA